AUGUCCGGACAGUCGCGGCGAGUCGUGUUUCUGCUUUCACACUUGCCUCAUAGACAGACUCUGGUCAUAAAAUUCUACCCUUCACGUUUCAGUAAGCUAUCUCGUUUGAUCCCGAGGUUUCUGCCGAUGAUCGCCCGUAUCAAAAACUCCAUAUCCUAUCUGAAGCGAAUGCAAGAGGAACUUCAGGAAUAUGCAGAGGACCCGGACGUAGUGCAGGUACUCAAAGAGGAUAACGAAAUGUUGUCAGUACAGCGAUCGGCAUUUGGUGCACGCACGUACAGAGCAUCACGAGAUGAGCGAAUAUUAACACUCAAGCUGGCACUCUCCCAUAGAGGAGCAUCGAAUGCUACUAGCACUCACGGUGGAUUUCCGAUGUUCUAUUAUCACAAGUUUAAGAAUAUCAUGUCCGUAAUCCUGGAGACACUUGGCGUUCCAGAGCAGACCAAGGGCAGUCGCGUGCUCUACAUCACCGUAUUUCACAAGCUCUGA
Suillus paluster is the source of this 489-nucleotide messenger RNA. RefSeq lists its product as uncharacterized. Lineage: Eukaryota; Fungi; Basidiomycota; Agaricomycetes; Boletales; Suillaceae. The transcript is spliced from 4 exons. The coding region runs from base 1 to 489 and encodes 162 amino acids. The record is from RefSeq and is a predicted model, not a curated record.